UUCACUAAAAUAAAUUUUAUUUGCAUUUAAGGUUUUCGUAGUAGAACAAUUGGGAAGUGUAAUGCAAGUGGCCCUCAGCUUUAAUGGUAUGGUUGGUGGAAUUACAUUAGGGCUGUUUUCUUUGGGAAUGUUCUUUCCUUUCGCCAAUUCAAAGGGUGCUUUAGUGGGUUCUAUAACUGCUAUUGCAAUGGUUUCAUGGAUGGCUUUAGGACAGCAAGUGGCAGUUGCAAAUGGCGAUUAUAAACUACUGAAAAAGCCAACAUCAACUGAAGAUUGUCUUUGCAUGAACGAUACUGGCAUAGAAAAUAUUAAUAACAAUGUGGCUGAUGAAGGCAAUGACAUUUUAUUCUUAUAUCGGAUUUCGUAUUUAUGGUAUUCGGCAGUAGGAUUUUUUCUAACAAUAAUCAUAGGUUUGAUAGUAUCAUUCCAAACCGGUCCCCAAAACCCGGCAGAUGUCGAUGACGAACUUUUAUCUCCUCCUGCUAAGAGUACUUACGAAAAUUUACCAGUAUUUUUAAAAGAAUGGCUGAAAAUUCCCUUAAAAACUAAACCACAAAACUGUAAUAAUAUUCCACUUAAGGGCAUGGUUAAUGUAACAGUAGAUUUAAGCGAUGAAAAUGUUAAAAAGUAAUUUUUUCUCUUGAUUCGUUUUUAAUUAUUAUUUACCAGACUGAUGUAAGCUUAUUAUCGUGUACUGAGUGUUUAAAAAAUAUUGACAAAGGGGUUAUUUCUGGUAAAAAUGGUAACAUUUUACAAUUUUGUAUUAUCCAUCAAUUCUUUUUGUUACUUUCUCCACUUUGUUACAAAAAAUUUUUCUCGAUAUAAAAAAUUAUAUCCACUCCGUUUAGAAAUUGUAAUGUUUAUAUAUAUAUUACGCUAUUAAUAUAAAACGUAGUGAACUCCUAAUUUCCUAAUACAACAUUAGUUAAUAAAAUUUUUAUAAUCUAUGCAUGUAUAUAUAUUAGUUUGUUUUUUAUUUUUUGUUACGAUGUAAUACAAGCAAGUACCUAAUUAACAUUUAAAAAGUACAAUAUUGUACAUAAUUAUAAGAAUGCAAAUUAAGUCUAAUUAUAUUUUAAGUACUGAAUUAUUAGUAUUAUAAAAUAAGUACCUACAUAUAUGACCUCAAGUAUUAUUUACAUCAAACUUUUAAAAAUAAAAAGCCGGUGAGUUUCAAGAACAAUUUUUUAUCGGUAAUCAAAUUAUUUGUAUAUUAUUUGCUCAAAAAUAGGUAGGUAAAAUAUUUUUUUUUAUUAGCUGCUAUGGUUUUUUUAUUAACAGGAAAGUAGUGAUCAACAUUAUAUAGAAAAUGUAUUUUCCGUACCAUUCGUUUCUAUAUAAUAAUGCAGUAAU
Messenger RNA from Agrilus planipennis (emerald ash borer), 1353 nucleotides. Its product is annotated as sodium-coupled monocarboxylate transporter 2-like. The transcript has 3 exons. Lineage: Eukaryota; Metazoa; Arthropoda; Insecta; Coleoptera; Buprestidae. Gene Ontology annotation, biological process: sodium ion transport. Gene Ontology annotation, molecular function: symporter activity. The coding region runs from base 62 to 631 and encodes 189 amino acids. The record is from RefSeq and is a predicted model, not a curated record.